GUUCGUUGUUGUCUCACUGUCACAAGUUGGGUGCUACCAGGAUAGAUUAUAUAAAGAAGAAUACAUUUGAUAUAUUUCAUCCUAGGUUUAAAUAAUCAUAUAUUUAUCUCGGAGCUGAUUACUGCCUGGCUACAGCUGGACCUGAAGCUGGGACAGUUGUGCAAGACAAGUUAGCAAAAACAAAUUCAUCAAAACUGUUUCUUACUAUCGUUUGAUCUUUAUCAUUUUCAUUUGAUCUAAAAGAAACAUAAAGAAAAUGGUAGCAGGACAAGUGAUUGCAGUUACAGUUGGAGCAGGGACAGCAGUACUCAUGGCCCCUGUGGCCCUGGGAAUGAUCGGCUUCACUGCUGGUGGGAUUGCUGCUGGGUCCAUAGCUGCAUCCUUGAUGUCUACUGCAGCUGUAGCCAAUGGAGGUGGGGUAGCAGCAGGUGGCCUGGUGGCUUGUCUGCAGUCGGCAGCUGCUGCAGGGCUGUCUGGCACAGCAACAGUGGCACUGGGCAGUCUGGGGGCUGCAACUGGAGAAGGAGUGAGAUGGCUCUACUCAAAGAUCUGGAAGUGAUCCCUUCACAUCAUGCAUUUAUGAAGCAAUUAUGGUUGUAAUGUCAAUGCUCUUAAAUGUCAUAAAUGAUAUCAUUAAAGGAAGGAAGUAGUAAGA
Hypomesus transpacificus is the source of this 655-nucleotide messenger RNA. RefSeq names its product interferon alpha-inducible protein 27-like protein 2A. Gene Ontology annotation, biological process: apoptotic signaling pathway. The transcript is spliced from 6 exons. Gene Ontology annotation, cellular component: membrane; mitochondrion. Bases 257 to 559 code for a protein of 100 amino acids. The record is from RefSeq and is a predicted model, not a curated record. Lineage: Eukaryota; Metazoa; Chordata; Actinopteri; Osmeriformes; Osmeridae.